CUCGAAUAAUUGUUUUCACUUUCACUACUAUUUCAAUUUUUUGUUUCUUCUUGUGUUGGUGAAUAUCCUGCACUAUAUUAUUCAAUCAUAGUGUGACAUCCCUCACUUGUACUACCCUAAAAAUAUCCCCAUUCCAUUCGAUUUUUGACGAAAAUAGUAUUAAUGGCAGAAUCAUUGCCAGUACGUUUCGGCAUAUUAGGCUGCGCUAACAUAGCGCGUAAAGUAUCACGCGCCAUCGCGCUUGCUCCAAACGCCCUUAUCUCCGCCAUCGGCAGCCGUAGCAUUGAAAAAGCAACUGCAUAUGCUAAGGAAAACGGGUAUCCGUCAACGACGAAGAUUUACGGGAGUUAUGAGGCCGUUCUGGAUGAUCCGGAAGUGGAUGCCGUCUACGUUCCUCUACCGACGAGCCUGCAUGUGAAGUGGGCUGUGUUGGCGGCGCAGAAGAAGAAGCACGUUUUAUUGGAGAAGCCGGUUGCGUUGAACGUGAAGGAGCUGGAUGUAAUACUGGAAGAGUGUGAAUCGAAUGGAGUGCAGUACAUGGAUGCUACUAUGUGGAUGCAUCAUCCUCGUACUGCUAAGAUGAAAGAGUUUCUCUCUGAUUCUCACCGUUUUGGACACCUCAAAUCGGUAAAUAGCACUGUUGCUUUUCGUGGUGACACGGAGUUUCUUAAGAAUAACAUUCGUGUAAAGGCUGAUCUUGAUGCUCUAGGUGCUCUAGGCGAUGCUGGUUGGUACAGUAUUCGCGCAAUCUUGUGGACUGCUGAUUAUGAAUUGCCCCAAACAGUGACAGCUCUGCGUGAUCCAGUAUUAAAUGAAGCUGGAGUUAUCCUGUCUUGUGGCGCUACUUUGAGUUGGAAAGACGGAAGGGUAGCAACUUUUAAUUGUUCGUUUGUAACCAAUAUGGCCAUGGAUAUCUUUGCUAGUGGAACAAAAGGAAAUCUGCGGGUCCAUGACUUUGUAAUUCCUUUUCUAGAAAAUGUUGCUCCAUUUUACACAGAGGAAGGUUCGAGUUUUGGUGAACUUGCUACAUCAAUUCAUCCUGCACCAAGUGAGCAACAAGUCAGGACAGAUCUUCCUCAAGAGGCUCUCAUGAUAAAGGAGUUCUCUAACCUGGUUGGAAGUAUCAAAGGGAAAGGCUGUAAACCUGAAAAGAAGUGGCCAACAAUUAGUAGAAAGACACAACUUGUGGUGGAUGCUGCCAAGGCGUCAAUUGAGAAAGGUUUCGAGCCUGUUGAGGUCAUUGAUUAGUUGGUGUUCAGCUACCAUUCCUAUGCUGGUGUAUCUGAAUGCUGUAUUCACUGUGUUGGCUUGGCUGUUGUAUUUCUGAAUAAAGGCCUUUUAUGUUGAUUUCUCUCAUUGUUGUAAAACUUGAAUCGAGUCUUUAGAAUGGUUAGUAACAUGUAUUGACCAUUGUUAGCACUAAUAGACUUGGUUUCCCAACUGAACUCUUCUUUGAGUUUCAACUUGGAUGAUUUACUAAUCUCUAGUUUCAUCUCAA
Molecule: messenger RNA, 1498 nt
Organism: Capsicum annuum
Lineage: Eukaryota; Viridiplantae; Streptophyta; Magnoliopsida; Solanales; Solanaceae
Exons: 2
Coding region: 163-1248 (361 amino acids)
Molecular function (GO): nucleotide binding
Source: RefSeq, a predicted model, not a curated record